Messenger RNA from Chelonia mydas (Green sea turtle), 2594 nucleotides. RefSeq names its product Suv3 like RNA helicase (gene SUPV3L1). Gene Ontology annotation, cellular component: mitochondrial degradosome. Gene Ontology annotation, biological process: mitochondrial RNA 3'-end processing; RNA catabolic process. The transcript is spliced from 15 exons. Gene Ontology annotation, molecular function: hydrolase activity, acting on acid anhydrides; RNA helicase activity; ATP binding. Lineage: Eukaryota; Metazoa; Chordata; Testudines; Cheloniidae. The record is from RefSeq and is a predicted model, not a curated record. Bases 86 to 2518 code for a protein of 810 amino acids.
GCCCUGACCGGGGGCCUGUGUCACUCUGUGAUGACGCAGUCGGUCCGCGCCGCCAGUUGCCGGCGGAGCGGAGGGUGUUGCGUCUAUGUACCGCUGUGUAUGGCUACUGUGCCGGCUGCCGCCCUGCCUGGGACCCUCGCCCCGCUAUGCUGGCGCCGCCUCUGCCGCCUUCCGGAGCCUGGGGGGCCUGCGGUACCCGAGCCGGGCCGCCGCCGCCGCCUCCUCCUCCUCCUCCUCCUCGUCCGAGGGGAACGGCGGCAGAGCCCUGGACACCUCCUUGUUCGUGCCCCUGCACGUGCAGCCCCUGGGGCCGGGCCCGGAGGGGGACAUCGGGGCCGAGCUCACCCAGCCGCUCAACAAGAGUGAAGUCCUGAAAAUCUUAAAUAAGUUUUACAAGCGGAAAGAAAUGCAGAGACUGGGAGGAGAAAAUGGACUGGAUGCUCGUCUUUUUCACCAAGCAUUUAUAAGCUUUAGAAAGUACAUUAUGGAGUCCAGUUUCCUGAGUGCUGAUGUACACAUUAUUCUAAAUGAUAUAUGUUGUGGUGCAGGUCACGUUGAUGAUCUCUUCCCGUUUUUUCUGAGACAUGCUAAGCAGAUCUUUCCUAUGCUGGACUGUAUGGAUGAUCUGCGCAAGAUCAGUGACUUAAGAUUGCCACCCAACUGGUAUCCAGAAGCCAGGGCUAUUCAAAGGAAGAUAGUCUUUCAUGCUGGCCCUACAAAUAGUGGAAAAACUCAUCAUGCUAUCCAAAGAUACUUGGCAGCAAAAUCAGGAAUAUACUGUGGUCCAUUAAAACUGCUGGCCCACGAGAUCUUCCAAAAGAGUAAUGAUGCUAGUGUGCCAUGUGACUUGGUAACAGGAGAAGAGCGUGUUCUUGUUGAUCCAGAAGGCAGACAAGCAACCCAUGUUGCUUGCACUAUUGAGAUGUGCAGUGUUACUGUGCCUUAUGAAGUGGCUGUCAUUGAUGAAAUUCAGAUGAUCAAAGAUCCGGCUAGAGGAUGGGCCUGGACCAGAGCACUUUUAGGACUCAGUGCAGAAGAAGUUCACAUUUGUGGAGAAGCUGCUGCUAUUGACUUGGUGACAGAGCUCAUGUAUUCUACAGGAGAGGAAGUGGAGGUCAGAAACUACAAGAGGCUUACCCCUAUUACCGUGCUGGAUUAUGCACUAGAAUCUUUAGAUAACCUCCGUCCUGGUGACUGCAUUGUCUGUUUCAGUAAGAACGAUAUUUAUUCUGUGAGUCGGCAGAUUGAAGCCCGAGGAUUAGAAUGUGCUGUCAUAUAUGGCAGUCUCCCACCUGGGACAAAGCUUACCCAGGCAAAGAAAUUCAAUGACCCUGAUGAUCCAUGUAAAAUUCUAGUUGCUACAGAUGCCAUUGGAAUGGGGCUUAAUUUGAGUAUAAAGAGAAUCAUUUUUAAUUCUCUAAUAAAGCCAAGUAUCAAUGAAAAGGGAGAGAAGGAAAUGGAUGCAAUUACAACAUCUCAGGCUCUACAAAUUUCAGGCAGAGCUGGAAGAUUUAGCUCUGUGUUCAAGGAAGGGGAAGUCACUACAAUGUAUCGUGAUGACCUCGUACUGCUGAAAGAAAUUUUGAAUAGGUCUGUGCCUCCUAUAGAGACAGCUGGCCUGCAUCCUACUGCUGAGCAGAUAGAAAUGUUUGCAUACCAUCUCCCUGAUGCUACUCUAUCAAAUCUAAUGGAUAUCUUUGUGAGCCUCUCACAAGUGGAUGGGCUCUAUUUUGUCUGCAAUGUUGAUGACUUUAAAUUUCUAGCAGAUAUGAUUCAGCACAUUCCGCUAAAUUUAAGAGUAAGGUAUGUGUUCUGCACAGCACCCAUCAACAAAAAACAGCCUUUUGUCUGCACCUCUUUGCUAAAGUUUGCGAGGCAGUUUAGUAGAAAUGAGCCUCUGACAUUUGACUGGAUAUGCCGGCACACUAACUGGCCACUGGUCCCACCCAAGAACAUCAAGGAUCUUGUACACCUUGAGGCUGUUCAUGAUGUGUUUGACCUCUAUCUGUGGUUAAGUUACCGAUUUAUGGACAUGUUCCCAGAUGCCAGCCUCGUACGGGACAUCCAAAAAGAACUAGACAACAUUAUACAAAUUGGCGUGCGCAGCAUUACAAGGCUUAUCAGAGCUUCAGAAGCUACUUCUGUUUCUGGUGCUAUCGCUGUGCCAGAUGACUUUCCUCUUCAGAGAACUGAAGUUAAUGACAGGAUGUUGAACUUGGAAGAUCUUCCAGCAGCAAACGAAGAUCAAUUCUCAAGUGCCACAAAGGUCCCAGGACAGAAGAGAAUAAGACGAUCUAAAGCUUUGGGCUCUAAACCCGCUGAAGUACAGUCGAAUAUGAAAAGUCACGGACAAGGAUCUCUUGCUGCCAGACUAGUGCGUGAAGGACUCCUUACGCAAGAAAUGCUGAAACAACUAGAAAGGGAGUGGCAGGUUCACCACAAUAACAAUGGAAAUUUCCCAACUGAAAAAAGAGAUAAUCAGAAUGGUUCAAAAGGGACAGGGAAAAAGAAGAAGUGAAAUAAUGAUCUAAUUCCAUUUAAUUUUUGUUCACAGAAUAAAUACUAUUUUAAUAACCUCUUCUGGCAUCUCUGGA